GGGCGGGGCCUCGCGCUGGGGGAGGGAAGGUGGGCAAAGAUGGCGUCCAGCGAGUGAUUUCGUCCUGGAUUUCGCCAGCAGUCGCUGAGGCACCAGGGCGGGGGGUUCUGCCCGGACGGCCGUCCUUCCUCCUCUCCCCGCGCCCCGAGACCCCGCCUUCCCUUCCUCCCUCUACCUCAGGGGGUGGGGGGAGGCGGACCUGGUUCUCGGGACACCAUGUCGGACUCUGAGGAGGAGAGCCAGGACCGGCAACUGAAAAUCGUCGUGCUGGGGGACGGCACCUCCGGGAAGACUUCCUUAGCUACGUGUUUUGCUCAAGAAACUUUUGGGAAACAGUACAAACAAACUAUAGGACUGGAUUUCUUUUUGAGAAGGAUAACAUUGCCAGGAAACCUGAAUGUUACUCUUCAAGUUUGGGAUAUAGGAGGGCAGACAAUAGGAGGCAAGAUGUUGGAUAAAUAUAUCUAUGGAGCACAGGGAAUCCUCUUGGUAUAUGACAUUACAAAUUAUCAAAGCUUUGAGAAUUUAGAAGACUGGUACACUGUGGUGAAGAAAGUGAGCGAGGAAUCAGAAACUCAGCCACUGGUUGCCUUGGUGGGCAAUAAAAUUGAUUUGGAGCAUAUGCGAACGGUAAAAUCUGAAAAACACUUACGGUUUUGCCAGGAAAAUGGUUUUAGUAGCCACUUUGUCUCAGCAAAGACAGGAGACUCUGUCUUCCUGUGUUUUCAGAAAGUUGCUGCUGAAAUCCUUGGAAUCAAGUUAAACAAAGCAGAAAUAGAACAGUCACAGAGGGUGGUGAAGGCAGAUAUUGUAAACUACAACCAGGAACAACCUGUGUCAAGAACUGUUAACCCUCCUAGAAGCUCUCUGUGUGCGGUUCAGUGAGCGCCUUUUCUUUGGUCUUGCUAGUCCCAGCUGCCUGGGCUUGUGUGGGCCUGUGGGCCGGAGGAUCGCUAGGAACCUGUUUAUCUGUGAGCAUCUCUGUAGCUCGGUUAACGCUUUCCUCCCAGCUCGCUCCAUCACUGCGUGUUGCCUCACAGCCGCAGGCAGCUCCUUGGACGAAAAGAAUUCAGCUUCGGGACCACACACUUUGAAUUCAAAAUGGAAAGCCCAUUCUCUGGAGUUAGACUGCUUCACUGAAAAAGAAUAAUGUUGGUCCUCUUUAUGUCCUCACUUCUUUUUUCCCAGAUGUCAAUUUUUUUAAAACAAAUAUGAAAACUAUCCGAGUCUUGACCAUCAGCCAGCGUAUUGCCGCGGCCCAGCUUCCUUCGCUUCUCCGAACUCACACAUGACAAAGUCCACUUCAGGGUGCAAGCAUUUAAACGAGUAAAAUGUUUUCUCUGCAGAUACUUAAGGAGGCAAUCUUCUGCUGUCUGUCAUGAGCGAAAAUAUAUAAAGCUGUAUCUAACUCAGAAUGCUUCAAAUAAAGCUGUAAUAGAAAUAUUUUUUUUCCAUUUUAUAAAAAAGGACCUAAAUUGUUUGUAUUGUAGCUGUAGCUCACACAGCAGUUAGUAUUUGAUAUUGUAUUUUUAUUACUGCAUCACGGUCAUUGUAUAUUGUGUAAAAGUUCGAUGGCUUUGUGAGUUUUGAUAAACGUCCAGCUGCUGCUCCACACGGACUUUCCUGCAAACGGCGUAGGAGUCCUCCCAGAACAGGUGGUGACUGUUGUUGGAUCAUUGUGGGUCAGACUGGACCUGAUGUUCAGAGUUUUUCUCCUGCAAAUAAAUUUAUUUAAAUUAC
Rhinolophus ferrumequinum (greater horseshoe bat) is the source of this 1740-nucleotide messenger RNA. RefSeq names its product RAB28, member RAS oncogene family (gene RAB28). Gene Ontology annotation, cellular component: endosome; Golgi apparatus. Gene Ontology annotation, molecular function: GTP binding; GTPase activity. The record is from RefSeq and is a predicted model, not a curated record. The coding region runs from base 217 to 885 and encodes 222 amino acids. The transcript is spliced from 7 exons. NCBI's taxonomy places the organism in Eukaryota, Metazoa, Chordata, Mammalia, Chiroptera, Rhinolophidae.